CCUCAUUCAGCGAUAGCUGGUGGUCCGCCAUCAUUGAAUGUGGAGGCAGAGUUGAGUGAAAACGGCGGUGGAUUGUCAACAACUAAUCGCAGAGAGGGGACACUCACUUUCGGGGAAGGUCAAGUGGAAGCUGACAGUCGGCUCCACCAACUUACUCCUUUGUCCCUUCCCAGAGAAGAUUUUCAUGUAAAUAGUUACAGUUAAAUAAAGAAACCUAAGUAUGUCCAACCUUAGCAAAGGCGGCCCCAAGAAGGACACCAAGAUGAGAAUACGAGCUUUUCCUAUGACUAUGGAUGAGAAGUAUGUCAACAACAUCUGGGACCUUCUGAAGAACGCCAUCCAGGAGAUCCAGAGGAAGAACAACAGCGGCCUGAGCUUCGAGGAGCUCUACAGGAAUGCAUACACCAUGGUGUUGCACAAGCACGGGGAGAAGCUGUACACAGGCCUGCGAGAGGUCGUCACGGAGCACCUCAUCAACAAAGUUCGAGAAGAUGUGCUCAACUCCCUCAACAACAACUUCCUACAGACCCUCAACCAAGCCUGGAACGACCAUCAGACAGCCAUGGUCAUGAUCAGAGACAUCCUCAUGUACAUGGACCGGGUGUACGUACAGCAGAACAACGUGGAGAACGUGUACAACCUGGGGCUGAUCAUCUUCAGAGACCAGGUGGUGCGCUACGGCUGCAUACGAGACCACCUGAGACAAACACUCCUGGACAUGAUCGCCCGCGAGAGGAAGGGAGAGGUGGUGGACAGGGGGGCCAUCCGUAACGCUUGCCAGAUGCUGAUGAUCCUAGGCCUCGAGGGGAGGUCCGUCUACGAAGAGGAUUUCGAGGCCCCGUUUUUAGAAAUGUCAGCAGAAUUUUUCCAGAUGGAGAGCCAGAAGUUCCUAGCAGAGAACUGUGCCAGCGUGUACAUCAAGAAGGUGGAGGCACGGAUCAACGAGGAGAUCGAGCGGGUGAUGCACUGCCUGGACAAGUCCACGGAGGAGCCCAUCGUGAAGGUGGUGGAGCGGGAGCUCAUCUCCAAACACAUGAAGACCAUCGUGGAGAUGGAGAACUCGGGCCUGGUCCACAUGCUCAAGAACGGCAAGACAGAAGACCUGGCUUGUAUGUACAAGCUGUUCAGCCGCGUGCCAAACGGCCUGAAGACCAUGUGUGAGUGCAUGAGCUCGUACCUGCGGGAGCAAGGCAAGGCUCUGGUGUCUGAGGAGGGGGAGGGCAAAAACCCUGUGGACUACAUCCAGGGUCUUCUGGACCUGAAGUCUCGUUUCGACCGCUUCCUCCUGGAGUCCUUCAACAACGACCGCCUCUUCAAGCAGACCAUUGCGGGCGACUUUGAGUACUUCCUCAACCUGAACUCGCGCUCACCAGAGUACCUGUCCCUAUUCAUUGAUGACAAGCUCAAGAAGGGAGUCAAAGGACUGACGGAGCAGGAGGUGGAGUCCAUCCUGGACAAGGCCAUGGUGCUGUUCCGCUUCAUGCAGGAGAAGGAUGUGUUUGAGAGGUACUACAAGCAGCACCUGGCCAGAAGACUCCUCACCAACAAGAGCGUCUCCGACGACUCCGAGAAAAAUAUGAUCUCCAAACUCAAGACUGAGUGCGGAUGUCAGUUCACCUCUAAACUGGAAGGCAUGUUCAGGGACAUGAGCAUCUCAAACACAACCAUGGACGAGUUCCGACAGCAUUUACAAUCAACUGGGGUGUCUUUAGGUGGUGUGGACCUCACAGUAAGAGUUCUCACUACAGGAUACUGGCCCACCCAGUCAGCCACGCCCAAAUGCAACAUCCCCCCCUCACCCAGACACGCCUUUGAGGUCUUCAGAAGGUUCUAUCUGGCUAAGCACAGCGGCAGACAGCUCACCCUGCAGCACCACAUGGGCUCCGCGGACCUCAACGCCACGUUCUACGGCCCCAUCAAAAAGGAGGAUGGUUCGGAUGCAGGGGUCGGAGGGGCCCAGGUGACCGGCUCCAACACCAGGAAGCACAUACUGCAGGUGUCCACCUUCCAGAUGACCAUCCUCAUGCUCUUCAACAACAGGGAGAAGUCCACUUUUGAGGAGAUCCAGCAGGAGACGGACAUCCCCGAGCGGGAGCUGGUGCGGGCGCUGCAGUCUCUGGCCUGUGGGAAGCCCACGCAGCGGGUCCUCACCAAGGAGCCCAAGUCCAAGGAGAUCGAGAACGGACACGUCUUCACCGUCAACGACCAGUUCACCUCCAAACUGCACAGAGUAAAAAUCCAGACAGUGGCUGCCAAGCAGGGCGAGUCGGACCCCGAGCGAAAGGAGACGCGGCAGAAGGUGGAUGAUGACCGGAAGCACGAGAUUGAGGCGGCUAUCGUGCGCAUCAUGAAGUCCAGGAAGAAGAUGCAGCACAACGUUCUAGUUUCAGAGGUAACCCAGCAACUGAAAGCGCGAUUCCUUCCCAGUCCUGUGGUGAUUAAGAAGCGCAUUGAAGGACUUAUUGAGAGAGAAUACUUGGCAAGAACACCCGAGGAUCGCAAAGUGUACACAUAUGUAGCAUAAAGAAUGCAAAAUACAGUGACGUGGAAAACGAAAAUGACAAGAGAGAUUUCUUUUGGAACUGUGUUACGCGCAUGAACUGGGGGUUUCUUUUUUUCUCAUUGAUACUGGGCAAAACCCUGGGGACGGGGGGGAGGGGGGGGACUGGCCUUUCCUACCAUAGAGUUCUGUACCAAAAUGUUUUCAAGAAACCUGGUAAGUGCUCUUGGUAAUUUUAAAUAAAUCUCUUCUGUGGUCCUCAGAGGAGCUGGGAUGGAUCCCAGUUUGGGGCUGGGGUGGGGGUGGGGGUCAGAGUGUGUGUGUGUGUGUGUGUGGGGGGAGGGGCCUGCGGAGUUGGUGUCACCCCACUGUUUCACUUCUGCCUGUUAGAAACAUAACAGGAAAACAGUGCCAAGUGCACAAACUAAAAAGAGACAACGAUUGGCUUACACCCACCUGUUUCCCUGGAGACCAUCCACUAACCAAUGGAGAAGAGUCUCCUCCCAGAGUAGUUUUGUUCCAUUAUAUAUCUAUUUUUUGAACGUUGGUGUAAAUGUGCUUCUGUUUUGUGGCACCAUGCUGGUUGUACAAAUUGUCUGACACUAUUGGCUAUCCAUAGUAGGCAGGAGGGCUUGAGAUGAACGCCCAGGCCAUGAGGGCUCCAGGGGCUCCUUCCUUGCCUUGGCUCUUCAGACAGAGAGCAGAGAGCGGAGAGCACGGACAGGUGAAGGCCAUGGAGUGCAUUUCCACCCUCGUACUUCCCCUGGGCCGUGACCUCAGAGCUAUGCGAAUACGCAUGCAUGAGAAGAGGCAAGGCAAGGCUGGUUGUUUUGUAUUUUUAUUUUUGUUGUUUUUUUUUUUUUUUUUUUUUUUUAUUGUACAGGGAUGGGGCCUGCUGGUCAAGUGGAGUCCCCAGAGCAUGCCUUCUCAAAAGACAGAUGGAAUAGCACAUUCGGAGUCUAAACUAGGGUUUGGGUGGCUUAGUCUGUCAUGUUUCUUUGGAUUAUUUCAUUUACUUUUUUGUUUUGUUUUCGAUAUUGGUGUAGCCAUUUGUAAAAUGGGAGUGUCGGCUCUAUUUUCGUUUUGGAGAGUGGGUUCUGCCAUGUCCAGUUUAGAAAAAUUAUCUGUCUUUUUUUGCAGGAUUUCAAGAAGGAUCCAACAGAACACCAUGUUUUAAAGUGUAUAAAUUGUAAAAUACUUGUUAUUGUACUCACUGCUGAAGUGGACUGUACAGGGCCUUGUUUUCAUCAUAAUAAAUGUAGAAAAAGGAAAAAAAAAAAAA
This is a messenger RNA of Clupea harengus (Atlantic herring), 3782 nucleotides long. RefSeq names its product cullin 3b (gene cul3b). NCBI's taxonomy places the organism in Eukaryota, Metazoa, Chordata, Actinopteri, Clupeiformes, Clupeidae. The coding region runs from base 221 to 2524 and encodes 767 amino acids. Gene Ontology annotation, biological process: ubiquitin-dependent protein catabolic process. The record is from RefSeq and is a predicted model, not a curated record. Gene Ontology annotation, molecular function: ubiquitin protein ligase binding. Gene Ontology annotation, cellular component: cullin-RING ubiquitin ligase complex. The transcript is spliced from 16 exons.